Anguilla anguilla (European eel) is the source of this 4680-nucleotide messenger RNA. RefSeq names its product spleen tyrosine kinase (gene syk). Gene Ontology annotation, biological process: regulation of platelet aggregation; protein phosphorylation; cell differentiation. Lineage: Eukaryota; Metazoa; Chordata; Actinopteri; Anguilliformes; Anguillidae. The record is from RefSeq and is a predicted model, not a curated record. The coding region runs from base 515 to 2380 and encodes 621 amino acids. Gene Ontology annotation, molecular function: non-membrane spanning protein tyrosine kinase activity; ATP binding; signaling receptor binding. The transcript is spliced from 14 exons. Gene Ontology annotation, cellular component: cytoplasm; extrinsic component of cytoplasmic side of plasma membrane.
CUACACUUCCACAUCGCACAGCGUUUCUACAAAAGCCAGUCUCAGGCAGAGCUGGACCUGCAGUGUGUGUUUGAAGGGGAAAAGAAAUGCAUAGGUAGUAAAUCACUUGUGAUGAGCCUUGCGUUCCGUGCUUCGUGUUUUAGAACUGGUUCCGUCUCUAGGGCCUGACCCUUCCUGGCGCUAUACAUUUGCGUUUGAGCGUCCUAUCAGAGGCCAGAAGCUGCGCUGCAUCCUGCUCGAGUCCACUUCGCCGUCGAAACAUGGUCGCCGCCGUUUGAGGACAGUGGUUCGCCGAGAGGACGGAGGGCAGAUCUUUUUAUCCAGUUCUUUUCUUCUCCUAGGAGUUUAGCGAGAGACCAGGGAGCAGUUUGGGGGGGACAUCCCGGUCCGGAAGCAGUCUGCGGGACGUCCCGGACAGGAAGCGGUUUGGAGGACAGCCCGGUCCGGAACCAGAAGCAGUUUUGGGGGAGACAGCAGGCCCGGUCAGGGAGCGAGCGAGCGUCCGGCCUUCAGGAUGACGGCGGACAGAGUCAACGCCCUGCCGUUCUUCUUCGGCAACAUCACGCGUGAGGAGGCGGAGGACUACCUGCGGCAGGGCGGCCUGAGCGGCGGGCUCUACCUGCUGCGGCAGAGCCGGAACAACCUGGGCGGCUACGCCCUGUCGGUGGCGCACGACCACACGUACUUCCACUACACCAUCGAGCGGGAGCUGAGCGACACGUACGCCAUCGCCGGGGGCCGUUCCCACGCCGACCCCAUCCAGCUGAUCGACUACCACUCGCAGGAGAGCGACGGGCUGGUGUGUCUGCUGAAGAAGCCCUUCAGCCGGCCGCGGGGGGUGCAGCCCAAGGUGGGGGCCUUCGAGGACCUGAAGGAGGAGCUGAUCAAGCAGUACGUCAGGCAGACCUGGAACCUGCAGGGAGCUGCCCUCGACCAGGCCAUUAUCAGCCAGAGGCCCCAGCUGGAGAAGCUGAUCGCCACCACAGCCCAUGAGAAGAUGCCCUGGUACCACGGCAAGAUCACACGGGAAGACUCCGAGCCCCGCCUACUCUCCCCGCCACGCACCAAUGGCAAAUUCCUAAUCCGACAGCGGGACUCCAACGGCUCGUUCGCUCUGUGCCUUCUUCACGGCGGCAGCGUCAUGCACUACCGCAUCGACAAGGACAAGGCGGGGAAGCUCUCCAUCCCCGACGGCAAAAAGUUCGACACGCUCUGGCAGCUGGUGGAGCACUACUCCUACAAACCGGAUGGCCUCCUCCGGGUCCUGACCGAGCCUUGUUCACGCCUGGGGGGCGCGGGAGCCGAUGGCGCUACCACGUUACCCCCCCUUCCCCGAAAUCACCCUGGGCAAGGUCUGGCUGAUGGGAUUUUCUCCAGAAUCAAAUCCUUCACCCUCCCCAAUCCUGGCAGCAAAAAGUUCAUGACUCGUUUCCGCAACAAAACCACAGACAACCUCAACCCAUAUGCGACCAGACCUGAAAGUACCACAGUGGAGGCCUUGCCCAUGGACACGAAGGUGUAUGAGAGCCCGUACGCGGACCCGGACGAGCUGAGGACGGCCACCGUCGACCGGAAGCAGCUGGUCCUGGAGGACGGGGAGCUGGGCUCAGGGAACUUCGGGACGGUCCUCAAGGGCAUCUACAAGAUGAGGAAGUCGGAGAAGCAGGUGGCGGUGAAGAUCCUGAAGAACGACGACAACAACCCGGCGGUGCGGGAGGAGAUGCUGCGGGAGGCCAGCGUGAUGCAGCAGCUGGACAACCCCUACAUCGUGCGCAUGAUCGGCAUCUGCGAGGCCGAGAACCUCAUGCUGGUCAUGGAGCUGGCCGACCUGGGCCCGCUCAACAAGUUCCUGCAGAAGAACAGACACAUACUGGUGCGGAACAUCACUGAGCUGGUGCACCAGGUCUCCAUGGGGAUGAAGUACCUGGAGGAGCACAACUUCGUCCACAGGGACCUGGCAGCGCGGAACGUGCUGCUGGUGACCCAGCACUACGCGAAGAUCAGCGACUUCGGCCUCUCCAAAGCCCUGACUGAGGAGGAGAACUACUACAAGGCCAAAGGUCACGGAAAGUGGCCGGUGAAAUGGUACGCCCCGGAGUGCAUGAACUACUUCAAGUUCUCCUGCAAGAGCGACGUGUGGAGUUUCGGGGUCCUGAUGUGGGAGGCCUACUCCUUAGGCCUGAAGCCUUACAAGGGAAUGAAGGGAGCUGAGGUCAUUCAGAUGAUCGAGAGUGGGGAGAGGAUGGCGGCUCCGGCCAACUGCCCCCCCGAGGUCUAUAACCUCAUGAAGAUGUGCUGGACGUAUAAGCCGGACGAGAGACCAGGAUUCAGUAUUGUUGAACGAAGACUUAGGGACUACUACUAUGACAUUUCACAGUGAUCAACACUGCCUACCACCAGGGGGCAAUGUUGCAUCGUAGUCCAGAUGACGGAACUGAAGAUCAGAGCUUCAAAUCUAGUGUCGGGUGUUUUCUGUUCCCUUCGUGAAGUUACAUUAUUUGAGUUGCUUUGGGAAAAAACAAAAUAUUUCUAAUUCUUAUUUUAUAUGAGAAUGUAGAUGUGUGCUGAUCAGGUAAGUCCCAGAUGCAUCACCAGAACUUGAAAGGCAUAAUACUGUGGAAAUAUUUGAAGAUACGUAUUGCAACUGCACAUUCAAAAUUUUACGGUAAAACGGGGUACUGAUUGAUUACUCUUUUUUGACAGUUGGUUAUUCAGUUACAUUUAUUUAGUUUUUUGAAUAUGCAUUUUUACCCUUCAUUAAUUUUAGUUUUUUAGCUUUGGUAUUUCAAUAGUUUUUUCUGCAAAUGACUUAUAAGUGUUUUUCAUAUUUCUGGAUUAGUGGUUCUUAACUCCAGUUUGCAUUUGCAAGGCACAAUCUGUAACUGCAUUAUUCGGUUUUCUCGUAUAGCGCUUUUUUGCAGGCACACAGUCACAAAGACGCUUUUCAGGAAAGCGAGGAAUGGGAAAAUGGGAAAACCGGGAAUCAAAAAUUCAGGAAAGCCUGAAUCCCGGAAAUCCCAGCAAGCGAGGCAAAAAAUUGGGGGGGGGGGGGGGGGGGGGGGGGGGGAUUGGGGGCAGAUGUCCCAGGGAAGAGAGACAGGAAAGGGAAAAACAUUUCUGAUAAUUAUUUUGUUAAUUACAUCAGUUAGGUUAGGUAUGCUGGAGUUGGCGACCGAGGCGCUGGCCUCCGAAGUGGCGUUGGUCCCCGGGCGCUGCACUGUGGCUGCCCGGUGCACAGCUGAAAAGCUUGUGCUGGUUGGUGCUUGGAUGGGAGACCUUGUGGUCUUCCCUGAGGAGCGAGCGUGAGGAUGGGGACGCUGCCCCGUAGGAGGUGCCAUCUCUCAGACGAGACGUUAAACCGAGGCCCUGACUCACCGUGGUCUCAGCAGCUCCCACAGGACGUCUUAAACGCGAGCGUCCUCCCAGAAUUCAUAGCCCAGCUCUCUCAUCCAGCCACUUAAUCUUCCUCUGGUUUAACUGGAAAACUCUCCCUCCUUCCCCACCUCACCCGAUGCCCCCCCCCGCCACCCCCCUUUCACUGUGAAGUGAGGAGACAGAUGCUGGAUGAAUUCAAUACGCCGUUGUUAUUUAGAGAAGGAAAAAAAUCCGGGGCACUCUUCUUUAGAACACACUUAAUAAAAUGCGUUUGUUCCAUGGUAAUUAUAGUGGACCAUACAUUUUGGCAAAUCGUUAAUUGGAACAUGCCGUAGAAUACAGCCGUUUUAUUAAGUGCAUUCUAUAGAAUGGUUUUUUUUUUUGGUUUUUUUUUAGAGUGCCUUGCUUUUUCACCUGUGUAUUGCUUUCCCCAAUACCAAAGAGCACCUUCUGUCACUAUCUGUUGGCGUUGGACAAGAUUGUGUACUCAGGUACCGCUCCUUACUGUGUGUUUCUUCGUUCUACUUCCUUAUUAUUUAAUGCAGCCCGGGGGUUGAGAACUACAGAUCUGUAUGGAUUGUGUUUUCUUUUCUGAGACUGAAAAUGCUAUUUUUCCACAUUACUUUUUGUGAAUAGGUAAGCAACGAAUGUGAUGGUACGCUGGGGUUGUGGUGGUGGAGAAUGUUGAUUGUGAGUUUGGGUGUCAUAUUAGUCCCACUCAUGUCACUGGAUCAGAAAUGCAGGAAAAGUGUCCCUCUCAUAUCACAUACCUUUACCGUAUCAUACUGAGAUCAAACAAUGUCAUUGUAAGCUUGUCACAGAAUUUACAAAUGAGAGGUAACACUUAAGUGUAAUCAGUUGGACUUUUUUUUAUUUUUACUGUUUAAAUGUAAAAAAGAAAAAUCUGACUUAAGUCAUUAUGUAUUGUCCUUUAUCAUCUAUGUGGGGAAUAUGUUUCUUCAGCUGAUAAUGAAAGUAAUUAGUUGUAAAACUAUUAUAAUUAUUUAAUUAUUUGUAAGUUGCAGAACAUCAUCUGUUUGGAACCCCAGCGUCAAGCCUAAAAAAUGAAAGUACAAUGUUUAAUAUAAUAACAAAAUGACAGUAGAUCAGAUUAUUCAGAACAUUUUCAUCAUGGUUAGACUUCUGGGGAAUGUGCUUUCUUUUGGCAUUUUCAAUCCUAAUUAUUCUUAAGUCUGAGGCAGAAAAACAGAGAUAUGUCUUUUGUAUGCUGUACAGAGCAAUGGCAAAGUGGGAUAUAUGAUACAACUGCAUGUGCUUUAAAUAAAAUGCUUUAUUUUAAAACAG